Molecule: messenger RNA, 978 nt
Organism: Manduca sexta (tobacco hornworm)
Lineage: Eukaryota; Metazoa; Arthropoda; Insecta; Lepidoptera; Sphingidae
Exons: 7
Coding region: 15-824 (269 amino acids)
Source: RefSeq, a predicted model, not a curated record
GUCAGUUCGCUAACAUGGCGUCGCUUGGUGUGGUCCUCAUAUUGGGUUGUAUAGCCUGCGCUUGCGCCGCUCCAGACUCAAAACCGACAUUAGAUGAUUCCGCAACAGCACUCACUUCAUCUAAUGAAGAAAAUGACACAGACACUGUGGACGCUGUAGUGGAUGAUAUAAUGAAAAAGAUAACCUCUAAUGACAUUGAUGGAGCAGAGAAGAGUUUCAAAGACUUUGUAGAGAAAGCUACUGAAGCCGAAUCACGCGUAUCAGACCCUACCGCGACUGACGAUGACUCUGACGAAGACGCCGAAGGAAAAGAGAUAGGAAAUGUAUUUAAACAAGUGCUAAAAAAGAUCGCAAAGGACGGCAAGGAAUCUGAGAAGAAAAUCAGAGAUAUUUUAGAGAUAGCCGCUAAAACAGGCCAACUUGACCGUGGAUUCGUAAGCGACCUGAUAAAUUCGACACUGGGCGGUGUGCACAUGGGAAUCUCGCUCGGCAACAACAAUGGGACGUCUAACCAGUUGUGUAUCAAACUUGGCAACAUCGUCAUGACUGGGUGUCGCCGGUCAGCAGUCGCUAAGGACACAUCUAAUGAUCCUAAUAGCACACCAACAAGUCUAGAAAGAAAGGCAAGAAUGGCUCGCAAACCGACGAUUCGGAAACAUUCACACCAUUCCUAUUCAACACGUAAUAACAAUAAAAAGAUAACGAAGAAUGUUGUGAGGGUGUUCUCUCAUAUAAUAGAUGAACUGGAGAGGAGCCGUCAAGAACAGGAAGAGAGGAGACGUCUAGAACAGGAAUAUUGGGAAUCUACUCAUCGUGAUUAUUGAUAGCAGGUUGCCGCUGCACAAACAUUAAGAUAAGAAAGAAGAGAUGAUCACAUAAUAGAAACAUCUGAAAAGGGGUUUUGAUAAUUUGUAAUUGAUAUUGUUAAAAACUGUUGAUAAAUAUAAAACAAGAAAUUACAAUACUGUGCUAAUAAAA